UCAGUUACUACCGCACGAUUCCUAAUCAGGUCAAUAUACAUGUACCAAGAAAACUACAGGAUAAAUGAAUAAUUGAUAUUUUUAGUCCAGCCGAUGUGGAAAUAAAACUGUUUAAUAUCAUGAUAUUGAUGUGGAUCAAAAUAAGGACCAAAACAAUUUAAGAGUCAGAGUGUCUGUAUAAUGUACCUAUGAGUGCAGAGUGCUCCCCCUUAUCCAUCGAUUAAAUGGUUGAUUCGAUGUACCUAUAUACAGAUACAGAUGUGUGACGUGGAUAAUUAGUGACAAGUUGAACUUACUUACUGAAGUGACAAAAAAAUCAAAAAAAUCAUGACAUGAUGCAUCCGAUACUCACAAACAAACACUUUUAAAUUGAGACAAUAAUCUUCCAAUUCAAUGUGAAGGAUGCACUGUAAAAACUUGACCAAAGGGCUGUAUACACUGGGAGGAUGUGGUCACAUGUUUUGCAGAAAUUGUUGUGAUGAAUUUCUUGGUAAAGAUUGCCCUGUUUGUUCUAUUCCUACCCAUGUUCGUGAUGCUACUGUUAACAGACCCAUGUCAAAUGUUGUUGGACUAUGUCAAGAAUUGGAAAGAAUACUUUUAUGCCAAAGCCAAUCAAAAAAGAUACCAACGCAAAAUACAGUCAUUGAAUCAGAUAAAACUGAUCGAGAAACUUUACAAGAUAUUUUAGAAUGUACACCAUCAUCAAAAUCAUUGUUCACCGAUAAUGAACCAUCAUCCUUUACUAAGAUAAAUGGUAAAAAGAAUACACCUCAACCCUCCCCUGGAACUCAGCAGUCUUCACGAAAGACAAAAAAUUCCAAGAACACAGAUAGUUCCUUUGAUCAGUUGUUUAGUAAAUCAGACACAACAUCUGGAACAGCUGAAGAUCAGAAAAAGAAAAGACCGGUCUCCAAUAAUACAAAGCUGACCAAGAGAGGAAGAUAUGACGAUCCAGUGUUACAGACAACAAUGACUCAGUUUUUUGAUUGUGAUGAUGAUGAUGAUGUGAUCAUGGAGGAUGAAGAUAUUAGUAAUACUAUUAAUAAUAGUAUCUUGGUGACUGACAAGACCACUAGUUGUUCAGCAGUCAAAAAGAAAAACUUACGUCGAUCAAGAAAAUCUGAUAAUCCCAGUAUUUCUUCCCUUCAAACACCUGACCAUAAAAUGACAACUAGCUCUUCGUCUGCCAUUAGUGCAAAAAGUUCUAAAGAGAGAAUGUCAGGCAGGUCAAAGUCUUCGAAAACACCACAACUGCAGGAAAAGGAAUCACUAAAAUUGUGCACACCUGGAGAAACACCAAAACGAAUACCUAAAGUAACACCAAAGCGAGUACCUAAAGAAACACCAAAGCGAAUACCAAAAGUAACACCCAAGCAGACACCAAAAUCUGCAUCUAGUGGCACCCCAAUAUCACAAUCAAGUAGAACUCCCAGAUCGCGAUCAAGUGCAAAUUCAGCAACGAAAACUCAGAUGAAAAGAAAUGCUAGAGGAGAAACUCCUCUUCAUGUGGCUGCUAUCAAGGGAGAUUAUAAGAAAGUAGAAGAACUGUUGAAGAAUGGUACCAAUGUUAAUGUUAGAGAGAAUGCUGGAUGGACACCAUUGCAUGAAGCAGUGAAUCAUGGGCAUGUAGACAUAGCCAAAUUACUGAUAAAUCACGGAGCCAUGAUAAAUAUACCUGGUCAUGAUAACGAUACACCAUUACAUGAUGCUAUCAAUAACAAUAGACUGGACUGUGUGAGACUACUAGUAUCUAAGGGAGCUUCAUUGUCUUUAAGGAAUAUUCAUGGAUUAACACCAAAAGAUAUAGCUGUAACAGAUCAACUGAAGACUGCUUUAGAAACACCUUUAGAUUCACAAGUCAUUCAUAACAGUGCUGAACAGAUGGAUGAGAAUGAUGAAUUUAGUUUACUGUGUUUCUUGGGAACAGCUUUAUCAAGAGAUGAAAAAAUACAGAUUCAGAAAUGUGCUUCUGUUUUACAAGCACGGGUUGUUGAGGAGUUUUGUCCUGAAGUUACACAUGUUAUAACAUCAUGUAAUAAAGAUGGUUUGUGUCCUAGAACAAUCAAAUAUUUACAUGCGAUCCUGGCUGGUACAUGGGUCGUUAACAUGGCUUGGGUAUCAACAUGUAUAGAGUAUGGCUCCAGAGUAUCAGAAGAAGCUUUUGAGAUACCUGGCACCUCCACUAAUGCUGAUUCACGUGCUGCUUACAAAGGUCGCUUAAACAGAAAGCAGCAGCUUCCUGGGUUAUUUGAUGGCUGUCAGUUCUAUUUUCAUGGUAUAUUUGAAUAUCCAACACCAGAGAAAGAACAGUUAAUGGAACUGGUAAAAGCUGGUGGAGGAAAAGUUCUCAGUCGAGAACCAAAGCUUCAAAAUCUGGAUGAAUAUCCAGCCACCGUACCGUAUCAUGCAGCAAGGAACACCCGAUUUACAGAUUGUGCUAUAUUUAUUGUACAUGAUACAAACUUGGCUUACCCUCCUAUAAACGCCACUCGCAUGUGUGCUGUACCAGCUUCAUGGAUUCUUGAAUCCAUAGGUUCUUUUGCCUUUCAGAAUAUUGAUUAAUCAAUUAAUACAUUUAAAUAAUUAUA
This is a messenger RNA of Patella vulgata (common limpet), 2588 nucleotides long. Its product is annotated as BRCA1-associated RING domain protein 1. The record is from RefSeq and is a predicted model, not a curated record. Lineage: Eukaryota; Metazoa; Mollusca; Gastropoda; Patellidae. Gene Ontology annotation, molecular function: protein binding. The transcript has 12 exons. The coding region runs from base 403 to 2562 and encodes 719 amino acids.